Messenger RNA from Saprolegnia parasitica CBS 223.65, 2141 nucleotides. RefSeq lists its product as hypothetical. The transcript is spliced from 6 exons. Bases 119 to 1975 code for a protein of 618 amino acids. Gene Ontology annotation, cellular component: telomerase holoenzyme complex. NCBI's taxonomy places the organism in Eukaryota, Oomycota, Saprolegniomycetes, Saprolegniales, Saprolegniaceae. Gene Ontology annotation, molecular function: protein binding; telomeric repeat DNA binding; telomerase RNA binding. Gene Ontology annotation, biological process: nuclear-transcribed mRNA catabolic process, nonsense-mediated decay. The record is from RefSeq and is a predicted model, not a curated record.
GAAGUCGUGAGCGGGCGCUUCCGUGGACUUGGACCAACGUCGCCAUCGCCCUCGGCCCCUCGCCGACCCUCUCUUCCGACCGACCGAGCCGACGGGUAGCACAUCUACCAGCUUCCUCAUGGUCUCGUCGUCGCUGUACAAGGACGUUGCCGCCAGCGAGCGCUUGCUCCGCGAGAGCCUCAAGAACGGCGCGCCAUGUAUCCCGGACGACCCGCUUCGUCUGAGCCUGCUUGAGAAGGCGCUUCACUACACGUCGUCGUACCCGGCCGACUCGGCGUCCAAGAAGACCGAGGAAGUGCUUUGGAAGCCGUGCUUCUACAAGUGCAUCGAGAGCUUCCGUCGCAGCAUUCGCAAGUAUGCAGCGGCCUCGAACGGCGACCGGCGCGUGCGCGAACACUUCUUCCAGGUCUCGCUGCAGUUCCAGUCCUUCCUCGACAGCGCGUCGGCGUACUAUGAGAAGCUCCACGACGCGUUCGCGGCCGGUCCUUCAAGCGACGCGGUGCUGCAGAGCAUGUUUCGGUGCCUCAUCUUCCUCGGCGACAUUGCUCGGUACCGCGAGCUGCACAGCCAGAAAGCCAAAAAGAACUUUGCCGCCGCCGAAAGCUACUACCACCGCGCGCUCGCUGUCAUGCCCGAGAACGGCAACCCGCACAACCAGCUCGCCGUCCUCGCGACCUACGUCGAAGCCGAGACAAUCGCGGUGUACCGGUACUGCCGCAGCCUCCUCGUGCCGCAGCCGUUUGCAACCGCGGCUGAGAACCUCGCGUUGCUCUUUGAACGCGCGCGGCAGCGCCCACUGCCAUCGCAUCUCCCGCCGAUUACGAGCACGUCGUCACCGAAAGACAAGUCGGCCUUCCUCAAGAGCUUUCUCCACCGCCUCACGCGGCUCCAUGGCCACUUUCUCUCGCCCGGGAACGACGCGAUGGACCCGACGACGUACCCAUUGGACCUGGAAGACGCGGUCGGCGAUGACUACAAGCUGUUGCUGUCCGCCGGUGUCAUUGGCGAUGCACUUUUGCUCAAGCUCUGCGCCAUCAACAUGCACUGUCUCCACACCUCGGUUGGCCCGAUGCGCGCGCAUGCGCUGCGGCUCGCGUUGCUGCUGCUCACGACGACGCUUGAGUAUGUGGACGAGAACCGGGACAAGACAGCGCUGCUCGGGCCCGUAAGCGUCAUGGCCGACUACUUGCAGCCGCGGCUGGAGCUGCUCGCGUCGGUCGAGACGGCUCCGUUCCUCGCAUCGCUCACGCGCGUGCUCAACAGUCUCUGCUUGGACCACGAAGACCCCGACGCGCUCACGUGGAAGCCGCGGCUCAAGGAAAUGCACGAACUGCGCUGCUUUGCGCCGCUGGACCAAUCCUCGAUCGGAUCCAACGAGCUCCUCUCGGAGGUGGAUGCACGCCACGUGCGCUGUGCCAACUUGGUCGGCUUUGGCCGCCGCCUCACCGAGCCGAUUGGUGACGAGGAGCGUGUGUACCUCUAUUUGCACUUAAACCAGUUUGAGACCUCGCCGCGCUGGUCGGCUGCGUCGCCCAGCAAUGUGAGCAUGGGUCUCCUGAGCCAGCACGGCGGAUUCGACGACGACGAUGGCAACGACGAAGAAGAAGAGGACUUUGACGACGAAGUGAUUGUGUUUCAGCCGGCCGCGUACACGCAACGACCGCCGACGCCACCGAUGCUCGCAUCGAGUCCGUCGUUAAACAGCGUUGACCUCUCGGCGUUCCGGCACUUGGGCGCUGGCGUCCGCGCCUCGUCCGAAGCGUCGUUGUGGGGCCAGCCGACGCCGACGACAACGACAUCGAUGCGCGUGGAAGAUGAUCCAUUCUGGGAAGAUUUGAACGCCGUCGAAGAGGAAGGCUCGCGGUAUGCGCACCAAGUGUCGAGCUUGAGCAUGUUUUUCCAGCCAGACGACCGCCGGCCGUCGCCGCCCGCCGCCCGCGUCGUGACGCGCAACCCGUUCUUUGUCAACUCGUGAGGCGCGCUUGCUCGAGAGCCUCUUGGCGCCGACGAAGAUGCCACGCGCGGCCACGACGACGGACCUAAAUAUGAAGAAGAGCAGGCAGACAGGAUGUACGUAGCCAUCGUUGUAGUCGACGCGUACGUCCAGAAGGAGCCCAACUCAGUUUGUCAUCUUAUUGCAU